UCCGCAGUGGUGUUGUGCUUCCUGCCCUGGUGGAGGGAGGGGACCGUGCGGACGGUUGGGAGGACAAGCGGAGUGAGACGAGAGAAUUGGGGAGAGAAAUCAGGAAGAAGGAGAAGGCCCGCUUUCCAUCUUCCCUCGGGAUAACCGUCGUAUAUUUAAUCAGAUCAACAGCCGAAUCAAGAGAAAUGUCGACCGGUCGCCAACACAGUGAAAGCCGGGCCAUACCGACCAGAACGGUGCUAAUCAACGACACAACGCAGCUACCUCACGAUUACUGCACGACUCCUGGAGGUACUCUGUUCUCCACCACUCCAGGAGGCACCAGGAUUAUCUAUGAUCGCAAGUUCCUGCUAGACCGGCGCAAUUCCCCCAUCGCUCAGACUCCCCCAGCCCACCUCCCUGUCAUCCCAGGGGUUACCAACCACAGCACUGUCAAUGAAAACAAGAAGAACGGAGCCAACAAUGUGAACAACCAUGAUGGCAAACCAGGAGUGGGUGAGGACGCACAGUUCGAGAUGGACAUCUAGCGCAGAAGAGCUACAGUGAAGAAGCUGGAAUCACCUGGUAUCUGUGUGACUGUGGCUUGGCUUUUAGAAACCAAUAUUGUUAGCCCUUACAGCCUUUGCUCUUUCUUUAGCUGCUGGGUGCAGAGCACACCAUGGGAUUACCGGUAUGGCUGACACGGCGCUGAAAAAUAACAACCAGGCUGUACCAUUUUGUUAGAAUCGGUUACUGUGUCUCUCCCCCUUGAAAUCACAGUUGUCAUCAGUGAAUCCUACGCAACUAGAAGAAAAGGAUUGGGACUGAACUCUUCACUGGAAAAAAUAAGAAGUUAUAGACCAGGAUCGAAGCAAUAAUCUCAGUUUUUUGUUAUCUCUGGUUUUUAACCUGCACCUUUUAGUAAAACUGGCCACAGUGCCACUCUAUUUUGGAAAUACCCUAAUUGGUACACUUAGAAGUGCUCUUCUUUAUGGAGCAAAAUUGAGCCUAGUUGAACCCUGUUUCAAAAAGCAUCUUAUUGGUUAUGUCUGAAAGGCCUUGCUCAAUGGUUUGUGUAUAAAUCCUGGCGUUAUGUGUUCAGUGCACAUGCUUUUACUUGAAUUGUCUAGUUUGCUUGUCCAGGUAGAAUUUUUUUGCACAGUGUUUGAUUGAAUUUUACAGCUUAAGAGUAAGAUUAACCAUGGUGAGAAGACAGUUAAAGAUCUCACCUGCUUGUAGACCACAAGGUGUCCAGCAAAGUUAUUGAGGGAAUCCUGUUUCAUAAACUUGCCUUUAUUUUAAAUACAGAGCAGGGAAUCCUGUGAUUAUUCCUAAGCUUAUCAUUUCUGUCAGUCAUUAAUGCAAGCUAGACAUGAUUUUUUUGUUUUAUUUUUUGAAAAGUAAUUGAUCUCACAUUAGCAAGUUUUUUUUUUCUUGGCAGUAUUACUGGUGACAGUUGGAUACAGAAAGGCCUAGUAGUUCUGCCAACAAACAUACCUUUUUAAUUGUUCAGAAAAGAUAAUUGGCUAAAAAAAAUGUCAUUACUCUGCAUCUUUGCGUAAGAAGCAGUCCAGUGUAACGGGGAGUAAUGUUUAUCUGUUCCUUAAAGGAUGUAGACUUUGUGUCAAAUGUUCAUUUUGACAUUAAACAAACAUCAGUUGUGGACCAUUAUGCAGACUGAUGGUACUACAUAUGUUACAAUUGUGAAUGUUUCUCUAAAUGUAAAUAUUAAUAAUGACCCUUUCUUUCUACCUCCAAUGGGAGCAUUUAAAAAAAAUUCUACAUGUCAUCAAGAAAGAUGCACAAAAACAUCCAAAGUGGUAAGAAUUUACUUAUUGAUAAAUUGUUCAUAAAAUUAGCUGCAUCUUGAAGAGUGCAGUGUGGCAUGAAAAGAACGCGAGUGACUUUUUUGAAGCUGACCUCCAAACAGCUAUUAAAGAGUGGCUAUGUGAGCUGAUCUUGGGACGUGCCUGCAUGCACAGACAGACACAUAGGUCAGCUAAAAUAUCAUGCUUGUUUAUGACCUUAUUUUACACAGAUGGCAACAGCCUUUCCAAAGCCCUGUUUCUUGCUGAUUCAGUGGAAGGUAGGAAAGCACUGACAAGUCAGGUUGUUCUUAUACAUAUUUUAAUAUAUUUAAAAAAAUUGUUCUUUAUUUCCAUAAGAAAACUGUGUAGCAAAUUUACUUUUGUUACACCAGCUUACUGUUACAAAACUUUAAUUUAAAAUU
Molecule: messenger RNA, 2209 nt
Organism: Megalops cyprinoides (Indo-Pacific tarpon)
Lineage: Eukaryota; Metazoa; Chordata; Actinopteri; Elopiformes; Megalopidae
Gene: eif4ebp2
Product: eukaryotic translation initiation factor 4E binding protein 2
Exons: 3
Coding region: 186-527 (113 amino acids)
Biological process (GO): negative regulation of translational initiation
Cellular component (GO): cytoplasm
Molecular function (GO): eukaryotic initiation factor 4E binding
Source: RefSeq, a predicted model, not a curated record